This is a messenger RNA of Thunnus maccoyii (southern bluefin tuna), 3020 nucleotides long. It is a transcript of the gene arf3a, whose product is annotated as ADP-ribosylation factor 3a. Gene Ontology annotation, molecular function: GTPase activity; GTP binding. The transcript is spliced from 5 exons. The record is from RefSeq and is a predicted model, not a curated record. Bases 124 to 669 code for a protein of 181 amino acids. Lineage: Eukaryota; Metazoa; Chordata; Actinopteri; Scombriformes; Scombridae. Gene Ontology annotation, cellular component: cytoplasm; plasma membrane. Gene Ontology annotation, biological process: vesicle-mediated transport; intracellular protein transport.
CAGCCGUAGCUCAUCUCAUCGCGAGACUACCAUCCAGUCCUUUGCCUGGAUCCAGCUGGUAGCCUGCCUGCCUGCCUGCCGUUGACGGUUCUGUUGCAGUUGAGGUGAGAGCCGCCAGUCAUCAUGGGAAACAUCUUCGGCAACUUGUUGAAGAGCCUCAUAGGGAAAAAGGAGAUGAGGAUUCUCAUGGUGGGGCUGGACGCUGCUGGGAAAACCACCAUCCUCUACAAGCUGAAGCUGGGGGAGAUCGUCACCACCAUCCCCACAAUUGGUUUCAAUGUAGAGACAGUGGAGUACAAGAACAUCAGCUUCACCGUGUGGGACGUGGGCGGCCAGGACAAAAUCCGUCCCCUGUGGAGGCACUACUUCCAGAACACCCAGGGUUUGAUCUUUGUGGUGGACAGCAAUGACCGAGAGCGGGUGAAUGAAGCUCGGGAGGAACUCAUGAGGAUGCUGGCUGAGGACGAGCUGCGGGAUGCUGUUCUUCUUGUCUUUGCCAACAAACAGGAUCUGCCCAACGCCAUGAACGCUGCAGAGAUCACAGACAAGCUGGGCCUGCACUCCCUCCGCCACCGCAACUGGUACAUUCAGGCCACCUGCGCCACCAGUGGAGACGGCCUCUACGAGGGCCUGGACUGGCUGGCCAAUCAGCUGAAGAACAAAAAGUGAAGAGUCCAGUCAGUAGAGCGGGGAAGAGCCUGGGUGCCAGCUCCAGGUAGUGGUUAUAGUGGAUCCAUUGUGUUUACAUGGAGAGGCAGUGCUGAAAAGCUCCCGGGGGUGACUCUCAAUGGCUUUCUCCCCUGAAAACUUUUCUCUUAUUUCUUUACUUUAAUCAAUUUAAUUUCUUUGGAUCUGCGGUGAACAUUUUAAAUUAUUUAUGAACCAACGGUGUCGAAGUUGACCUAAAUGACAUACACUCUAUACGCUGAAUACAUAAAAUAUUGGGAUGUGAUAGUAUAACGUUACUGUAAAGACAUAUGUAUUUCCCCUACUUUGCAGUCUCCAUGAUCUUUGACCUCCAUGACCUUUUAAUUUGCUCAGAAAAAGUGAUGAAUCUAGACUCAUGAUGGCAGAGCGAAUUUGUAUAACUGUACUUUCCCUCAGAUACUUGAUGUAAAUUAUAAAGAAUGUCAUAAUAGUAUAGUGGGAGUACUUUUACUAUCUCAGAAUACUAUCACCUUGUUAAAAAUCAGUAUAUUCAUACAGGCUCAGAUAAAUGUAAACUUGUCAUUUUCUGUCCAAAUCAAUGUUUUACCUCCUCCAAAUGAUGCGCUUUAGAGCUCAGUUUGUAUUUUAUUUAAAAAAUAAGUUAGUUUAGAUUUCAUUUAAAUGUAUUUAUUUAUUCAUUAUGAUUUUAUUUAUUUUAUUAACAUCUGUUGACACACUGGAUAGUCUUAAACAUUUACGUUUUUGUCAGCAUUUAUUCAUUCAUUUAUUUAUUUAUUCCUAAGCUGAUUUAUUGAUUUAAUUUUCCAAAUGCAUCAUAUGGUUUCUCCCCUUUAUUGCAAUGUGCACUUACUGCUUUGCAGUGGAAAAAAAAAAAGACCCAGUAGUACUGCAUAUUACUACUUCCCAAUCUGCAUGGAGAUAUCCCAGAAGUGGCUCGUGGGCUUGUAGGAGCUUGUGAAUUACCGCAGGCUGCUGCUGUAAAUAAAGAUUUGUUCUUAGUCGACUUGCCUGGUUCAAUAAGGGUUAAAACAAUUUGUCUGGCGUCAGCGAGGUGUGAUAGCUGAACUGAUACAGAUGACAGAUCAGGCACACUGUACCGGCUCUGUGGCUUAGAAAAGAAAAAAAACAAAAAACGCUGCGAUUGGCCUGCCCUGUGGAGAGUGAUGCAGCAGAGCAUGUGAUUGGCAAUAUUAGAGAGCUUACAUGGUUUUUUUUCAAACGUUUAUUUUUUAAGUCAGUUUGUGCGAGCAGCUGCACUAUAUCUGUCAAAGGAACUCACGUUGCUUGUCACCCUGGUUUAUUCAUCCCUAAUUGGCGUAACACUAAGUGUGUUUCUUAUGUUAACCGUAGCUCUGUGUACCAUAUUGCACAAAAUAACUCUAGAUGCAUUAUUGUUGUACAAAUGUAACGUCUGUUUUUUCUUGUAUUUUUGGAUGGAGUAUUUAUUUAUUUUGGACCAAAAGGCAAGUGUUGAUUUUAGUGUUGUUUUUUUUUUUUCUUUCUUUCUUUGCUAACUAGAUCAGACAGUUGUCUUUUUGAGUGUUCACACAAAUCACAUAAUUUGAAAAAAUAGGAGAGAGGAUGAUAGUAAUACUGCAUCAUAAGGCAUGUUAAUACUGUACAAGAUCUGUAAUAAAAGUGAAUCAUAAUAGCCUGUUUCCUCAGACUAUAUUUGUUAGUCUAAAUUACUGCUGCUGGUUGGAACAAUGCUGUACUGAUAGAUGUUAUGGAUUUAGUGUAAAGUUUACCGAACAACCUUCUAAUAUGCAAAAGCAUGCUUUUCUAUGUCAGCGCAAUUGUAUAUAUGUUUAUGUAACGAGAAAAGUAUACCAUGGUAUUCACAGUCAAAUUGAAAGUGUUGUUGAUACACCUGUAGAUAUUGGGGUCAGUGUGUUGGCAGAUAUGUAUAACUGACAGCAGCUUGUGUGUGUGAUGUGCCCUCUAUUACGUUCAGUUUGGUGUGAACAUUGUUUUUUGUGGCCUUACAUUGCCAGUGGUUAAUUUCUCUUUGAUAACAGGUUUGUAUGUAGGAAUGUCCAACAUUCAGAUAUCUCACUUAUGAUCUGUAACACUGAUGCACUCGCGGUACUGUCGUGGCUAAACAUUCUUCUUUCAAUGACUAUUGGCAGAGUUUUAACUAUAAAAAUGAAGAAUAAUAAGACUGCAGAACAUUCCAAGUGAUAAUGUGUAUUUAAAAAGUGAACAAACAGAAAAAAAAAGAUUUUAUUUAACUUAUAGUGGAAUAUUAUUAAGAAGAUACAAUGAAAACAACACAAACUGGUGCAAGUGUUGAAUGAUUUAAUGAAUCCUGGCACUACAUUGAUCAAUCAAUAAAAAGACCAAACCACAAA